This is a messenger RNA of Alligator mississippiensis (American alligator), 14683 nucleotides long. RefSeq names its product unc-80 homolog, NALCN channel complex subunit (gene UNC80). Gene Ontology annotation, molecular function: monoatomic cation channel activity. NCBI's taxonomy places the organism in Eukaryota, Metazoa, Chordata, Crocodylia, Alligatoridae. Gene Ontology annotation, cellular component: cation channel complex; axon. Bases 74 to 9529 code for a protein of 3151 amino acids. The record is from RefSeq and is a predicted model, not a curated record. The transcript is spliced from 61 exons. Gene Ontology annotation, biological process: monoatomic cation homeostasis.
GCGGCGCGGGCCGGGCCGGGCCGGGGCCGUGGGGGCGCUCCCGGGCGGGCGGGCGGGCGGCGCCGGCACCGCCAUGGUGAAGAGGAAGAGCUCGGAGGGGCCGGAGCAGGAGAGCGGCCGCGGCGUCCCCCUGCCCAUCCAGACCUUCCUGUGGAGGCAGACCAGUGCAUUUUUGAGGCCCAAAUUGGGGAAACAAUAUGAAGCUUCCUGUGUGUCUUUUGAAAGAGUUUUAGUGGAGAACAAACUACACGGUCUUUCUCCGGCCCUUUCUGAAGCCAUCCAAAGCAUUUCUCGCUGGGAACUGGUGCAAGCUGCCUUACCACAUGUACUGCACUGCACAGCAACAUUGCUGUCUAACCGAAACAAGCUAGGACAUCAGGAUAAGCUUGGAGUAGCGGAGACUAAGUUGCUUCACACUCUCCACUGGAUGCUGUUGGAGGCUCCUCAAGACUGCAGCAAUGACCGAUUUGGAGGAGACCGAGGCUCCAGUUGGGGAGGGAGUAGUAGCGCCUUUAUUCAUCAGAUUGAAAACCAGGGAUCGCCAGGACACCCCAGACACAGCAUCUCUAAUGAUGAGGAAGAGAAUAACAGGAGGAGGUUCUUUCAGAAUUCCAUGGCUACGGUGGAGCUCUUUGUGUUCCUGUUUGCUCCAUUGGUCCAUAGAAUUAAGGAGUCUGACCUAACUUUUCGGCUGGCCAGUGGCCUUGUUAUUUGGCAGCCCAUGUGGGAACACAGGCAGCCUGAGGUUUCUGCCUUCACUGCUCUGGUUAAACCAAUUAGGAACUUUAUUACAGCCAAGAGAAGUUCUCCAACCAACAGUCAGAGCUUGUCUUGUGAAUCCCCGAAUCUGGACACUGGGCACACAGAGGGUCUCCAGGUGGUGUGUGAAACAGCCCAACCAGAUUCUGUACCUCAUAAGGCUACUAUUUCAGCAUGUCACCGUGGAAACUCCUUGGAUGGAAGUGUAUCAUCUCAAACAUCUCAGGACAGAGGCCCCCCACGUCCCAGGAUUUCUGUGGUGAUCCCGCCAUGCCAAAAGUCCCGCUAUGCCACUUAUUUUGAUGUGGCUGUGCUCCGUUGUUUGCUGCAGCCCCAUUGGUCAGAGGAGGGUACACAGUGGUCUCUGAUGUACUAUCUGCAAAGACUGAAGCAUAUGCUACAGGAAAAGCCAGAGAAACCACCUGAGCCAGAGAUCACACCCUUGCCAAGACCCCGCAGCAGUUCAAUGGUGGCUGCUGCACCCUCUCUGGUAAAUACGCAUAAAACUCAGGAUCUCACAAUGAAAUGCAACGAAGAAGAAAAAUCACUCAGCACUGAGGCCUUUUCCAAGGUAUCACUGACCAACCUGCGCAGGCCAGCAGUUCCAGAUCUCUCCACAGACCUAGGAAUGAACAUCUUUAAGAAGUUCAAGAGCCGCAAAGAAGAUAGGGAGCGCGAGCGCAAGGGAUCCAUUCCUUUCCACCACACAGGGAAAAAACGUCAGCGAAGAAUGGGUGUGCCCUUUCUCCUUCAUGAGGACCAUCUGGACGUGUCGCCCACUCGCAGCACAUUCUCCUUCGGCAGCUUCUCUGGGAUUGGGGAGGAUCGGCGUGGCAUUGAGAGGGGAGGAUGGCAGACCACCAUAUUAGGAAAGUUUACCAGACGAGGAAGCUCUGACACACCUACAGAGAUGGAGAGCCUGAGUGCUAGGCAUUCACACUCUCAUCAUACUCUCGUCACUGAUUUGCCUGACCACUCAAACAGCCAUGGAGAGAAUACAGUCAAAGAAGUACGCUCCCAAAUCUCCACCAUUACAGUGGCAACUUUCAACACCACAUUAGCCUCAUUCAACGUAGGCUACGCAGAUUUCUUCAGUGAGCACAUGCGAAAACUCUGCAAUCAGGUACCCAUUCCAGAGAUGCCCCAUGAACCAUUGGCAUGUGCCAACCUUCCACGGAGUUUGACGGACUCCUGCAUCAAUUAUAGCUGCUUGGAGGACACAGAUCACAUCGAUGGAACCAAUAACUUUGUCCACAAGAAUGGCAUGCUGGAUCUUUCAGUAGUUCUGAAGGCUGUUUACUUAGUUCUGAACCAUGACAUUACCUCCCGCAUUUGUGACGUGGCACUGAACAUUGUCGAAUGCCUGCUUCAGCUUGGUGUGGUGCCCUGUGUGGAGAAAGUCAGAAGGAAGAGUGAGAACAAGGAAAAUGAGGCCCCUGAAAAGAGACCAAGUGAAGGAUCCUUCCAGAUCAAGGGGGCCACAUCAGGUGGCUCUGCCUGUGGAUUUGUGGCUCCCUCAGUCAGUGGAGCUGGAGAUGGAGGAGGAGAAGAAGGUGGAGGUGGUGGAGGGGGAGGUGGUGGAGGCGAUGAAGGUGGAGGAGGUGGCAGCGGCGGCGGUGGCGGAGGUCCUUAUGAAAAGAAUGACAAAAAACAAGAGAAGGAUGAAACCACUCCAAUAAGCACCCAUCGGCUGGCACUAACUAUGCUGAUCAAAAUAGUGAAAUCCUUGGGCUGUGCUUAUGGCUGUGGAGAAGGACACCGAGGGCUCUCUGGAGAUCGCCUGAGACACCAGGUAUUCCGGGAGAAUGCUCAGAAUUGCCUCACAAAGCUGUACAAGCUGGAUAAGAUGCAGUUCCGGCAGACGAUGAGGGACUAUGUGAACAGAGAUUCCCUCAAUAACGUGGUGGAUUUUCUUCAUGCUUUGCUAGGAUUCUGCAUGGAGCCAGUCACUGACAACAAGGCUGGAUUUGGCAAUAACUUCACCACAGUGGACAACAAAUCUACUGCACAAAGUGUGGAAGGAAUUAUAGUCAGUGCCAUGUUCAAGUCCCUGAUCACUCGCUGUGCCUCUACUACACAUGAACUUCAUAGCCCUGAAAAUCUGGGAUUGUACUGUGACAUCCGACAGUUGGUCCAAUUUAUCAAGGAGGCUCAUGGAAAUGUCUUUAGAAGGGUGGCACUCAGUGCCCUUUUGGAUAGUGCUGAAAAAUUAAUACCAGGGAAGAAAACAGAGGAAACAGAGCAGGAACCAAAACCUUCAGGGAGCAAAAGAUCUGAGGUGGGAAGCAUUGUUAUUGAUAAGGGACAGGCACAGGCAUCAUCUGCCCCCGAUGAAUGUCGCAGUUACCUCUCCAGCCGUCCACUGCAGACUCCAGAGCACGAUGAGCAAAUGCAGGGGGCUGUUCUGGGACGCAAGGACUUCUGGCGGAAGAUGUUUAAGUCGCAGAGUGCAGCAAGUGAUACAAGUAGCCAGUCAGAGCAGGAUACAUCAGAAUGCACCACAGCUCACUCUGGGACAACCACUGAAAGGCGCUCUCGCUCCCGUUCCCGACGGAUCUCUCUCCGAAAGAAACUCAAACUCCCCAUAGGGAACUGGCUGAAGCGGUCCUCCCUCUCUGGACUGGCUGAUGGAGUGGAAGACCUCCUGGAUAUCAGCUCUGUAGACCGUCUUUCUUUCAUCAGGCAGAGUUCCAAGGUGAAAUUCACUAGUGCAGUGAAACUGUCAGAAGGAGGACCAGGAGGUGCCCUGGAGAAUGGGCGAGAUGAAGAGGAGAAUUUCUUCAAGCGUCUUGGUUGCCACGGUUUUGAUGAUCACUUGGCCUCCAACCAGGAAGGUGGAAAAUCUAAAAAUGUAGUGAACCUGGGAGCAAUAAGACAAGGCAUGAAGCGCUUUCAAUUUCUUCUGAACUGCUGUGAGCCAGGCACAAUCCCUGAUGCCUCAAUCCUGGCAGCUGCACUUGAUCUUGAAGCUCCUGUGGUGGCAAGAGCAGCCCUCUUCCUAGAAUGUGCUCGCUUUGUUCACCGCUGCAACCGUGGCAAUUGGCCAGAGUGGAUGAAAGGGCAUCAUGUGAACAUCACAAAGAAAGGCCUGUCCCGUGGACGUUCCCCUAUAGUGGGAAAUAAACGGAACCAGAAGCUGCAAUGGAAUGCAGCCAAACUGUUCUACCAGUGGGGAGAUGCAAUUGGUGUCCGACUCAAUGAGCUGUGCCAUGGGGAGAGUGAAAGCCCCGCCAAUCUGCUGGGCCUCAUUUAUGAUGAGGAGACCAAGCGAAGACUGAGAAAGGAGGAUGAGGAGGAAGACUUUUUAGAUGACAGCACUGUGAAUCCUACCAAAUGUUGUUGUCCUUUUGCCCUGAAGAUGGCAGCAUGCCAGCUUCUCUUGGAGAUCACCACUUUUCUCCGAGAGACUUUUCCCUACAUGCCUAGACCACGUACUGAGCCUCUUGUGGAUCUUGAGAGCUGCAGGUUGCGUUUGGACCCUGAGAUGGACCGGCACAGAUAUGAAAGGAAGAUCAGCUUUGCUGGGGUUCUUGAUGAAAAUGAAGACUCAAAAGACUCUCUGCACAGCAGCAGCCACACCCUCAAAUCUGACACUGGCUGUGAAGAGAAGAAAGUUCCCAGCAGGAAGAUCAGGAUAGGAGGCUCCCGCUUGCUCCAGAUUAAAGGAACCCGCAGUUUCCGGGUGAAGAAGGGGGGUUCCCUAUCCAGCAUUCGCCGGGCCGGCAGCCUAAAGAGCACCAAGUUAUCACGGCAGGACUCAGAGUCUGAGAAUGAGGAGCUGCAGCUGUCCCACAGCAGGGACACUGUCACUGACAUAGAAGGGAGCCCUUGGAGCGCAAGUGAGCCUAGCAUUGAGCCCGAGGUGCUGAGCAGCACAGGCACAGAGGAGAAUUACCAUCGGAACAUGUCCUGGCUGCAUGUCAUGAUCCUACUGUGCAACCAGCAGAGUUUUAUAUGUACCCACAUUGAUUACUGCCACCCCCAUUGCUAUCUACACCACAGCCGCUCCUGUGCCCGGCUAGUUCGGGCCAUCAAACUCCUGUACGGUGACACAGUGGACUCUCUCCGAGAAAGCAACACACUGAAUAGUGUGGCAAGGGGGAAAAAACAGAAAGAGUGCUCAGACAAAUCAUGCCUAAGAACGCCAUCUCUAAAGAAGAGAGUUAUAGACAUCAACUUGGAAGGAAAGAAGGACUCUGGAAUGUUGAAAUACAUCAGGCAUCAGGUAAUGAGCCUGUCCCCAGCACCUUUGUCACUGUUAAUCAAGGCAGCUCCUAUCCUCACAGAAGAAAUGUAUGGGGACAUCCAGCCUGCUGCCUGGGAACUGCUGCUCAGUGUGGAUGAGCAUAUGGCAGGAGCAGCAGCUGCCAUGUUCCUACUGUGUGCUGUGAAAGUGCCAGAGGCUGUUUCUGAUAUGCUGAUGUCUGAAUUUCAUCACCCUGAGACAGUGCAAAGACUGAACGCCAUUCUCAAAUUCCACACCCUCUGGAGAUUUAGAUAUCAAGUCUGGCCUCGAAUGGAGGAGGGAGCUCAACAGAUCUUUAAGAUCCCUCCACCAAGUAUAAACUUCACCCUGCCCUCCCCAGUCCUGGGAAUGCCCUCUGUGCCAAUGUUUGACCCACCUUGGGUCCCACAGUGCAGUGGGAGUGUGCAAGACCCCAUCAAUGAAGACCAGUCUAAGUCAUUUUCAGCCCGGGCAGUGUCACGUUCUCAUCAGCGAGCAGAGCAUAUCCUGAAGAACCUACAGCAAGAGGAGGAAAAGAAACGCCUGGGCCGGGAGGCCAGUCUGAUCACUGCCAUUCCCAUCACCCAGGAGGCAUGCUAUGAGCCCACCUGCAACCCAAGUUCAGAGCAGGAGGAGGAAGAAGAAGUUGCCAACCUGGCAUCCCGCCGGCUCUCUGUGAGUCCCUCUUGCACAUCUAGCACUUCUCACAGGAACUAUUCCUUCCGUCGUGGCUCUGUCUGGUCAGUGCGUUCAGCAGUCAGUAAUGAAGAUGAGGAACACACUACAGAGCAUACUCCAAAUCAUCAUGUGCCCCAGCCUCCCCAGGCAGUGUUCCCAGCAUGCAUCUGUGCAGCUGUGCUCCCCAUUGUCCAUUUGAUGGAAGAUGGAGAAGUCCGGGAGGAUGGAGUCGCAGUGAGUGCUGUGGCUCAGCAAGUCUUAUGGAACUGCCUGAUUGAAGAUCCCUCAACAGUUCUGCGGCAUUUCCUGGAGAAACUCACAAUAAGCAAUCGACAGGAUGAGUUGAUGUACAUGCUGAGGAAGCUUCUACUAAACAUCGGAGACUUUCCUGCCCAGACAUCUCAUAUCCUCUUUAACUACUUGGUGGGACUGAUCAUGUAUUUUGUACGUACCCCAUGCGAAUGGGGCAUGGAUGCCAUUUCAGCAACUCUGACCUUCCUGUGGGAAGUGGUGGGUUAUGUAGAGGGCCUGUUCUUCAAAGAUCUGAAGCAGACUAUGAAGAAGGAGCAGUGUGAAGUAAAAUUGCUGGUGACUGCCUCAAUGCCAGGCACAAAGACCUUGGUAGUGCAUGGGCAGAAUGAAUGUGACAUCCCAACCCAGCUACCUGUACAUGAGGACACACAAUUUGAAGCUCUUCUGAAGGAGUGCUUGGAAUUUUUUAAUAUACCUGAAACCCAGUCUUCUCAUUAUUUUUUAAUGGAUAAACGAUGGAACCUUAUUCAUUACAACAAGACCUAUGUUCGUGAUAUUUAUCCUUUCCGGAGAUCGGUAUCUCCUCAGCUGAACUUGGUACAGAUGCACCCAGAAAAGGGUCAGGAGCUCAUUCAGAAACAGGUGUUCACCCGCAAGCUGGAGGAAGUAGGGCGAGUGUUGUUUCUGAUAUCACUCACCCAGAAAAUCCCUACUGCCCACAAGCAGUCCCAUGUCUCUAUGCUCCAAGAGGACCUUCUGCGCCUGCCUUCCUUCCCAAGAAGUGCCAUUGAUGCAGAAUUCUCACUCUUCAGUGAUCCUCAAGCUGGGAAGGAGCUAUUUGGCCUUGAUACUCUUCAGAAAAGCCUGUGGAUUAAGCUCCUGGAGGAGAUGUUUCUUGGUAUGCCCAGCGAGUUUCCUUGGGGGGAUGAAAUCAUGCUUUUCCUAAAUGUCUUUAAUGGAGCCUUGAUCCUGCACCCAGAGGACAGUGCUUUGCUGAGGCAAUAUGCUGCUACUGUCAUCAACACUGCUGUGCACUUCAACCAUCUAUUCUCCCUCAGUGGAUACCAAUGGAUCCUUCCCACCAUGCUGCAGGUAUAUGCUGACUAUGAAAGCAACCCUCAGUUACGCCAAGCAAUUGAGUUUGCCUGCCGCCAGUUCUACAUUCUGCAUCGCAAGCCCUUUAUCCUACAGCUGUUUGCUAGUGUAGCUCCUCUUCUGGAAUUCCCCGAUGCCGCAAACAAUGGACCCAGCAAAGGGGUAUCAGCUCAGUGCCUGUUUGAUCUGCUGCAGUCUCUAGAGGGAGACACGCCUGACAUUUUGGACAUCUUAGAGCUGGUGAAAGCAGAAAAGCCUCUCAAAUCAUUAGAUUUUUGUUAUGGGAAUGAGGAUCUGACCUUUUCUAUCAGUGAAGCCAUCAAGCUGUGUGUAACAGUGGUGGCAUAUGCCCCUGAAUCAUUCAGAAGCCUCCAGAUGCUGAUGGUCUUGGAAGCACUAGUUCCCUGCUAUCUGCAGAAGCUGAAGAGGCAGACCUCACAAGUCGAGACUGUAACAGCUGCUCGCGAGGAAAUUGCUGCAACUGCUGCCCUUGCCACAUCUUUGCAGGCCCUUUUGUACAGUGUGGAAGUUCUCACCAGACCCAUGACUGCUCCCCAGAUGAGCAGGUGUGACCAAGGCCAUAAAGGUACCACAACAGCCAACCACACCAUGUCGUCAGGGGUGAACACCAGGUACCCAGAACAGGGAGCCAAACUGCACUUCAUCAGGGAAAACCUUCACUUGCUGGAGGAGGGCCAGGGUCUCCCACGAGAGGAGCUGGAUGAACGAAUUGCCAGGGAGGAGUUCAGGAGGCCCCGGGAAUCCCUGCUGAACAUCUGUACUGAGUUCUACAAGCACUGUGGCCCCCGGCUGAAGAUUUUGCAGAACCUAGCUGGAGAGCCCAGGGUGACUUCCCUGGAGCUGCUGGAUGUGAAGUCACAUAUGAGGUUGGCAGAAAUUGCACAUUCCCUUCUGAAGCUGGCACCUUAUGACACCCAGACGAUGGAAAGCCGUGGGCUCCGGCGCUACAUCAUGGAGAUGCUGCCCAUCACAGAUUGGACAGCUGAGGCCGUGAGACCUGCCCUUAUCCUCAUCUUAAAGAGACUGGAUCGUAUGUUCAAUAAAAUUCACAAGAUGCCUACUUUGAGGCGACAGGUUGAGUGGGAGCCUGCCAGCAAUUUGAUUGAAGGGGUUUGUUUGACACUUCAGAGGCAGCCAAUCAUAUCCUUCCUGCCUCACCUUAGGUCACUGAUCAAUGUCUGUGUCAAUCUGGUGAUGGGAGUGGUAGGACCUUCCAGUGUUGCUGAUGGAUUACCCCUUCUUCAUCUCAGCCCUUAUCUCUCGCCACCUCUGCCCUUCAGCACAGCUGUUGUCCGGCUUGUAGCAUUGCAAAUACAGGCUUUGAAAGAAGAUUUCCCCCUAAGCCAUGUGAUCUCCCCAUUCACCAAUCAGGAGAGAAGGGAAGGAAUGCUUUUAAACCUACUGAUUCCAUUUGUCCUCACAGUAGGAUCUGGAAGCAAAGACAGCCCAUGGCUGGAGCAGCCUGAAGUCCUGCUGCUGCUCCAGACUGUUAUUAAUAUCCUCCUACCACCUCGCAUCAUUAGCACAUCCCGCAGCAAGAACUUCAUGUUGGAGAGUUCCCCUGCACACUGCUCUACCCCUGGGGAUGCUGGGAAGGAUCUGCGCAGGGAGGGACUUGCAGAGUCCACCAGCCAGGCAGCUUACUUGGCCCUGAAGGUGAUUCUUGUUUGCUUUGAGCGCCAGCUUGGCAGCCAGUGGUACUGGCUGAGCCUACAAGUCAAAGAGAUGGCCUUACGGAAAGUGGGCGGGCUUGCCCUGUGGGAUUUCCUUGAUUUCAUCGUUCGGACCCGUAUCCCAAUCUUUGUGCUCCUGCGGCCCUUCAUUCAGUGCAAGCUGCUUGCCCAGCCAGCAGAGAAUCAUGAGGAACUGACUGCCCGACAACACAUUGCUGACCAGCUAGAGCGGCGCUUCAUCCCACGCCCUUUGUGCAAGAGCUCCCUCAUUGCAGAAUUCAACAAUGAGCUAAAGAUCCUGAAGGAAGCAGUGCACAGUGGGUCAGCCUAUCAAGGGAAGACCUCGAUCAGCACUGUAGGCACCUCCACCUCUGCCUACCGCCUGAGCCUUGCUACCAUGUCCCGCUCCAACACAGGCACUGGCACAGUCUGGGAGCAGGACAGUGAGCCUUCACAGCAAGCUUCGCAGGACACUCUGAGCCGGACCGAUGAGGAGGAUGAAGAAAAUGACUCAGUGAGCAUGCCCAGUGUGGUAAGUGAACAGGACGCAUACCUUAUGGGUGCCAUUGGGAGAAGGCGAUUCUCCAGCCAUAUCUCCAGCAUGUCUGCACCUCAGGCUGAGGUGGGCCUGUUACCCAGCCAAAGUGAACCUAAUGUCCUCGAUGACUCCCAGGGCCUGGCCGCUGAGGGCAGCCUCUCUAGGUACAGUGUCAACACUACCUGUCUGUCAGUGUCUGUGCUGGGAAAUAAUCGGUUCCCUAUCUCCUCUGUCUCUCUUACUCACCUUUUGUCUCUCUUUCCAUUUCUGUCUCUUGUUGUUCAUUGAUAUUCAGGCCUGCAAGUCAAAGGUGUAGCAACCCAUCUUCAGUUUUCAGCUUUGAUUGCCAACAACUUCUAAUUGUUAACAACUUUGAGGAGUUAAAAAAAGGCUCGCUGGGCUAAAAUAUUUGUCUGUUUUGGAUUUUCCCCUUGUUAGCUAUGGUUCUGAAAAUAUGAGAAAUAGUAUGCACAAGAUAUUAAAUGUAAUUUUUUACAAGCAUCGAUUUAGAGACAUUCUUGUAAAAAGAUUUGUCAUUCUAUACUCUCAAUACUGUCAUCAUGAAACACUAUUAUAAUAAUAAUGUACAGAUCAUAGGCAUUUUCUUUUAUCGUUCUUUAAUAAUACUAAUCUUGAUAUUACUUAUUGAGUGCAAUUCCUUAUAAAUGUCCUUAUAGUAAUCCCCACUUAUUACUAUGCAUUACUAUUGUUCACAUGCUAGCCUUAGAAAACAUUCAAACAGACACUUUGGAUAUUCAAAAUUAUGCUGGCAGUGACAGAAUACAAACUUGUGAGCUCCUGCUUCUCGUGAACAGGGGAGUUUGUUCUUUGUACAAAUAAUAUCAUUGCCAUGUCUUUAAAAUAUGUUGGUUGUACGAUUUCAAAGGGAGGGCUGCACCUUUAACCAUCAGUUCAGCCUGCUACAUCAUUUUUACUGUUGUGCUACUGUGGCCACACCUCUCAAGUGAUCCUCAUUAGGUGGGAAAGAUUUUGUUCAUCCCAAGAGUACCUUUGUUUUGUUCUGGGAGAACACAAUCCCUGAAAUCUGGUAUGUAGAGUACACUGCAUUGCUUUGUUAUUUUACCCUGCUAGACUAAAGAUGAGGACAUGUUGAGAGGCACUUGUGUGAAAUAGUAUUUUUUGAGAUUUCACCAUUUUUUUAAUGCUGAAAAAUGGGAAAUUAAGUCUGUUGUUGGCUGUGCCAUUUAGAUCAUCCCCAUAAUUCAUAGUGCCAUUUGUGCUUGCGUGUGCUUUGCCUUGACAGAUCAGUCUCUGAUUGGUGGUAAUGUGGAAGGGCUGUCAAGAAAAGAUGCUUUCCUUUGGUAGAGCCAGGAAUGUUGUCCUAUAGCAAAAUGUAUUUUGUUCCAAAAAUAUCAGUAAGGCACCUGUCUGAUAGAACCAACUGAGCAACAGUUCACACGCUGAGAAAAAACAGAAACCAUUCUACAAAAGAAAUGAAGUGCAUUCACUUUGUGAGAAUUAACUAGUCUAUGUUUGGGGAGAGCUGUUUGAGAUAAAGACAGUAUAGCCUGCUGAAUAAGUCCCAUCCCAACGUUGAUUGUGAAAUGUCUUCACACUAUUACAUGGGAGUCAUUCUGCAUGACAACUCUUCAUGACAAGGCCAGGUAUUUUAUGAUAGAUGAGUCAGUUGACAAGGUCAAACUCAGUAAUUAAUUUUGGUCUCUGAAAUUUAGACAUAUAUGCAGUGGGUUAAUAUUGAAUCCUAGCAUGUCAGCCUUUGCCAAAAAUAAGACAUUGUCUCCUGUACUGCAUUGUUGCAAAGUUUUCCCUAAAGUAGAAAAUCAUUUGGCAUGUGUGGGGAAGUAGGUUUAUACAGAAAGAAUAUUUCUGGUGGUGUUUUAUUUUCUCAGGGAAAGGCACAGACAUCUGCAGGAAACAAUUUUAUGCCACAAAAGCUUAAAAGAGAAUGAACGUAGUGGAGUAAACUAAUCUAAUCUCUGUGAAAAAGGCUACAAUUUUAGUUCUGUAGAAGAUGAAAAGGCAAUGUUUUAGCUGUAUUGUAUGUACUUAAAUGUGUAAAUUGGAUUCUUCUUUUAAAGGAGAGAAGCAAUAAAACAGCCAGACAGCAUAACUGCUUAUUGUACUGUGGAGAUCAUUGAUAUAGCAGAGGGUAAAUAUGCUCUUAUAUUCAGGAACAAUAGCUUUAAAUAAAUCAAGCUGAGAUUUUUCUUUAGAUAACUUUGAUUUUAGCUCUUGAAUACGUGGAUAAAAACGGUUUAGAAUUGCCUAAUGAAUUCAAAGUUCAGUAAUAUUUACCCUAGGUUAAUGGAAUAACAGAUUAAAUAACAAAACAUGGUUGAAGGCAGGAAUUUCAAAUAACUGAAAAGAGCAAUAACAAAAACAACAGUAAAGCCUAUGUACCAAUUAGAGUUACACAUAUAAAAGAAAUGAAGACAGAAAGAGAACAGCAUUCAUAUGCACAUUAUGCAGAAAGAAGAGGGGUAGGCGAUAAAGACUUCUUCAUAACAUGAUUUGUUGAGAUUAUAACUGAGAAAAGGGGAGAUUUCCCCAAAGCACAAAGGAAAAGAGUGAAAACUUCUGUGAUUGGAAGCUGGUGCACAAAGAAACUUUUAAUCAUGAUUAAUAAGGAAAAUUAGACCAAUGAAUAUAGCAAGUGUAUAGGAAUAUCUUUAUGUUAAACUGAUUCUGACAGCUGAAAUGCUUCUGGGAAAUUGGGAGCUGGAUUUAAUCUACAUAUUAACCCAUUCUCUGCUGGUCCUUCACAGCAAAUCUGAGUUACCUUUGUCCCAGAACAAUCAAUUGAAAUACUGGGAAAAAUGGGCCAUUCCCAAUCUCUUGAGAAGUACAGCACAUGCUUUCUACCAAGAUAUUACCAGGAUUUUUGACAGUGACUAUAAUACAUUUAAUAUUGUUUUAAAAAUAUUUACUUGCUCUUUCUGGUUUUUGUUUUCCUUUGUCACACAUUUAUUUGCUUCAUUAUGUCUUGAUUUUCAUGGAGAUAUCUUACUAUAAAUGCCAAUUUGAUAAGGUUAUUUCAUUAUGAUCUGAGUGUUUCACUGGACCAACAUUUGUUGCAGUGUUGACAACAAGCAUCCAUGAACUCUUGUUAAUUUGUCUGUCUCUGUCCUAACCUUGUGAAGGAAGUAACAUGAUUAGGAAGACGCAUCACCUGUCGUGGGCAUUCAGUGAGUCACUGAGCAACAGUCCUGAUGGAUGGGAAAGUUUACAGCUGUGUUCUCCCCAGAUAAAUCUGGUUUAUGCAGUGUAACAAAAAUCUUAACAGUUGAUCCCAUUUUCACAAAAGAGGAAGAAUAAAUUAUCUGAAAAUGGAAUUGGAUUUAGACCUGUUUGACAGAAUUCCUGUGAACUGACCUCCUGAAUAUAAGGCGAGAGCAGAAAAAUAGUACGCUCUCGGCUGUGUUCAGUAGACAUUGAAAGGCAGAAAAGGAAGGAGAGUAUGCAUGCAUCAACAGUUCUUAGGGAACUCAUUUUCACAGAAACAAGGUGGUUGGUGCUCUUGCAGGGAAGAAAACAAACCAUGAUGGAAUCGAACUUAUGUCAGGAAAUUCAGUUAUUCAGCUUAAAUUGGCAGUUGUUGCUCUUUCUUCCUUACUAAAUUUGGGUGAAUCAGUGUAAAAGGAGAAAGGGAUAAAGGACAGUCACAUUAGGGUGGUGCAGGCAUCUCUGUUCAUCUCCACUGUUGUCCUUCUCACUGUUUGCCAGCAACGGACCUCCCCAGUCUAUGCUCAGCUUGAAUUAUACCAGCUUGUGCAAUGCUUCUUUGAUGGAGACACAUAUCCAUUAGAAUGCUAAACUUGUCUCACGUAUGUUGUAAGGUAGGCUUAAACCCUGAAUACAAGAUGGGAAAAGCAACUGAGUCCAGCCUGUCACUUGUCUCUUCAUUGUUUGUCUUUAAUGCACAGAGCAGUCCAUGGGAAUCAUUUUUUUCCUCAUAUCUGUGUCAUGUCUACAGGAAUCAUGUGCCAUCCUUGAUUAAUGAGGUUCUCAAAGUGUUUGCAUGAUGCUCAUUUUUAGAAGCUUGUUCCACCACUGUAAAUAAUAGGUUAUUUAAACUGAAUGUAACUUUAGUCUUUCCUACAGAGAUCAGCCUCUCCAUUGACAGAACUAACAGACAUCAUUCUUCCACAGAAACUGCAAGAACCAUCUUACCAUAACUUUCUGGUAGUUAGCCACUUAGUUGAAUAGCCAAUUCUCUUGCAGCACCAUUUUAAAAUACAUUUUGCAACCUUUAAAAAAUACGUUUGAUUUUAUUUUCUACUUAAAAUUAUUCACAUAUGGAUAUAUAUCUUAAGUCUCUUAAAAUUUCCUGGAGCAAGGUUUGCAGUAAUCUAGAAACAGAAAGUUAACAAUUUUCUUACAAUUUCAAGCAUUAGGCAUGUCAAACCCAAGGGAAAAAAUUUAAAUGCACCCUCUCAGCCUUGGUAAACUUCAGAAAGUGUCACUUCUGGAGUUUGCUGGAUCCCAAGCAGUUGCAUGUGCUGUAAGGCCGUUGUCUGGGUCAAGAAUGCAAUGCUGCCAACUGGAAGUAGCUUUGAGGACUGCACCAUUCAUAGAAGAAUAGUCUUGUCUUGAUGUUCAGAAUGUUUUGUAUGUAAACCAUAUGGAAAUCACAUGCAAAUAUUGAGAAUAUGCCCAGAGGAAGGUGUUCUCUCUUUGUGCUCAGCAAGACCACUUUUCCAGUAGUGUAGUUAUAGUAAACCUGCCAAAGUAUUAGCUCCAUCUUUUUCUCUUCCAGUAUUCAUAAGGCUGUAGAACAAGCUUCACUUCUUUUAGAGGCUUUUACCUUUUCCAAAGGAGGUGGCAAAGCCCAGGAAAAUUCAAAAGAACAGGAAUUUCCCCCCUUCCCCUCAUAGAUAAAAGCAUGCCAAAACCAGAAUGUACUGUAGUACUGAAUAUUCAGCAAUGCAUAUUAAAUACAGCUAGAAGGUGCCUAAUUGGGAUGCAUGCCUCAGUGAAUUUAAUUUUGUCCCAAAUAAGCACCUGUCCCAUUUAAAAGAAGUUCAUCUAAAUGUUACUUACCACUGUAACCAUAUGUGUCUCAGAUUUGGUUUUUUCAACCAAGCCAUUUUGUGACUGUUGCCUGCUUUAAUUGUGACAAAACUGGGAGGACUUCAGGAUUGUGAAAAGAGGAGGGAGGGUAGGGGGGAAUCUGCUACACCAAUAUUAAGUUGAUUGAGGAAAAAGUGGUGUAGGCUGCUUAAUGAUAUGAAGAGAGUCCCCUUGAUUGUUCAGACUGCUUGAUUUUUAACAGAGAUUCAGUUUGUUGACAACCUAUUAAAAACAAAAUGAAUGCUUUAAGAUUUUUAACAUAAUGUUUAACUGUUUUUAUUUUGCUCAUGAGCCACAAAGAGGUUUCAGGCUGCAAGUGUUGAAUGUGAAACCUUGUUUACAUAUAUCAUGCACCCAUUAUGUGAAUUAAAUCUUUGUCAGUUGUGUUCA